Molecule: messenger RNA, 758 nt
Organism: Tilletiopsis washingtonensis
Lineage: Eukaryota; Fungi; Basidiomycota; Exobasidiomycetes; Entylomatales
Exons: 3
Coding region: 88-639 (183 amino acids)
Source: RefSeq, a predicted model, not a curated record
ACGGCAGCGGCAGCACCAGGCAGCAUCGACACGAGCUACGCCUUUGGCGCCUGCGCACGCGCCCUCCUCUUCCAUCAGAAAGCAGCCAUGCCGGCACUCCAGGCCAGGCAGGCACUCACGGGCGUCACGAAUGGCAUCGAGGCGGGCGUGGGCGGCGCAACUUCCGCCGCCUCAGCGCAUCUCAACGGUCUGUCCGCUCCUCAGAUUCUCGCCGUCGCAGUGGGCUCCGUUGCCUUCAUCGCGCUCGCCAUUCUCGCCCUCUGGUGUCUCUGUCGUCGACGAGCGCGGACGCGCGAGCUUCGCAAGACGCACGAGAGAGAGAUGGAUGCGCGUGCGCUCCUCGCUCGCAAUGCAGGCGGCGCAAGGAGUGAGGUGGAGCUGAAGCAGCCGCACAAGCAGGCGCAGCAGGCGCAAGGCAUGAAACCGAGCCAGUCUCAACAGAGCUGGAAGAGCUUCGAGGCGGGCCAACUGUCGCCGCCGAGAGCGAAUCGCGGCGAUGCGUAUGCGCAACAGCAGUAUGCUCAACAAGCUAUGCCGAUGCCAGCGUAUGGAGCGCCGCAGCAACAGUCUCAGCCGCAGCAGAGCUACGCUCACCAACAGCAACAGCGAUGGAGCGGCGGUGCAGGCUAUGCGCUUUGAUCGCGCUUCUUCUCUCUCGCCGCACGUGGCUCGCAACCCACCUUCGUCGUCCGCCUUUCCUCUCUCUAAGCUCUGCGCUUGGCCUCCUCGCUGCCUCGGCUUGGGCGCUCGUCGCCACA